Schistosoma rodhaini is the source of this 1559-nucleotide messenger RNA. Lineage: Eukaryota; Metazoa; Platyhelminthes; Trematoda; Strigeidida; Schistosomatidae. The record is from the annotation of a GenBank genome assembly.
AAAUGGUUCAAAUGGUUGAGGACGGAAUAGAAGAAGCUUUCGCUUAACGGGCUUCCGUGUCUGGUAGCAGUGGAUCACCAAUACCUCCAGGCAAAAACCUAGGUAUAUGAACGAUAAUAGAGGGAAAAAAAGAAUUUGACUUAAAUUAUCAAAGGCUGAACGUUGUAUGAAACUAGGAUGGCAGUUAAAGUUGCACUUAACUGUCUGAAGGUUCUCUGCAUACAGAGUCAUGUUGUCCAUGGAUAUGUUGGCAAUAAAAUAGCUGUUUUUCCCUUGCAAGUCUUAGGUAUAGAAGUUGACUUUAUUAACUCUGUACAGUUUUCGAAUCACACAGGCUAUGAUUUUGUCAAGGGGCAAGUGUUGGAUGCUGCGAGCAUGAAAGAUUUAUAUCUUGGUUUGAAAGCGAAUGGCCUCAACAAGUAUACUCAUGUGCUCACAGGUUAUCUGGCGUCGCCAAGCUCUUUGGAAGCAGUCGCAGAUAUUGUAUCCGACCUCAAAAAAGAGAACUCAAAUUUAAAAUAUUACUGCGAUCCCGUUCUAGGUGAUAAUGGAAAGCUUUAUGUCCCACCCGAACUCGUCCAGAUAUACCAAGAAAGAAUACUCCCUUUAUCAGAUGUCAUUUUCCCCAACCAAUUCGAAGCAGAAGUAUUAAGUGGUAUACCAAUAACAGAUGAAAAGUCUGCUUUAAAUUGUAUCAACUAUUUACAUAAAAAAUAUCAUAUUCCAACUGUAAUUAUUACAAGUACUAAUAUAACUUGUUCACCAGUGAUAUAUGGUUAUGGAAGCCGUUUAAACAGUCUAAUGAAAAAUAAUAAUAGUAAUAGUGGCAGUGAUUUAUUAAAUCAAACGAAUGGUUCAGUUACGAAUAAUACUUCAGAAUACGAUCUUGUACGUUUUAAAAUUCCCCAUUUUAAUUAUCAUUUCAUUGGAACCGGUGAUUUAUUCGCUGCUUUAACAUUGGCACAUUUAGAAACAAGAAUUGAAAAUGAAAAUGGACAACAAAUAGCUAAAUAUUCCUUCAAAGAUGCCUUCCAAUCAGUUCUUAGUACAAUCCAAACUGUUCUAUCAAAAACACUAAAGAUAUCCGAAGGAGAAUCAUUAUUGAACAUGUCUAAAUCAGCACGAAUUGAACUUAAAAUCAUUCAAUGUCUUGAUCAUAUUCGAAAUCCCGUAUUAGGUGAUUAUGUUGAAGAAAUGUGAAUAGAGAAUAUGGAGUAACAAAAGAAGUAAUUUUAAAUGCAUAAUACAUUUAUAGGAUUAUACUUUCUCUUUUACCUAUGCAUGUAUGUAUGUAUCAUUCCUAGUCAAUCAUUCUAAUCUGUAAUACACAUUCACCCUUGUUUAAUUUAAUGAUUUUAGAGAUUAAAUUAUAUUGUUGAUGAUUUUGAUUGUCUUUUUUCUUUUCUAUCAUUAUGGUAUUACUAGUUCAUAUGCAUGCCCUACUACGGCUCCGAGAGUGAGGAGGGGCAACUCUCCCUCUUAAAAUGCCCUCACAUGACCACGCGUAUAUAGCCUCUGACAGGGAAGUCCUACUCGCUGCCUUCUCGUGGCAUUACUGU